AUGAGCGCAAUGAGGGAAAACCUCAAGUACUUCAACGAGGUAGCGAUGAAUGCGAUAGUGCGAACAGGACGAGAGGAGAAGGAUGAGUGGAAGAAGACUGCAGCUCUUUGUACCAUCCACAACAUCUUGUGUUACGAUGGGCAUGAACUGGUGCUUUCGUCCAGCGCCAAUGCCCUUCGUUUUGCUGUGGAAGUUCUGCUCAGCAAUGCGGCACCCGGCACCAAGUCAGCAGCGAUCAAGCUGCUUGACCAGUGCUGCUUUGAUGAGCGAUCGAAGCUUUCUGCUGCUGACCAGAUCUCCGUCGACCUUGUGUCCAACCUCCUCAGUCAUUCGCAGGCUGUGAUAGGAGGGGCUUCAGAGGAGGAGCUGAGAAAGUCUCAGGAUCUGCACGCCCACGUGGGGCUGGCAGAAGACGUCCUCUCCUUGCUGUGGAACAUCACCGACGACGUCUUCUUCAGAGGCUCGGAGGAAUGGAGGCAGGUUACUACCAGGUUCUGCCAGUACCCCCUGCUCAGGGCCCUCUACUCCUCCCUCUCCCAUCCCAUCGCCGUCCACCAGCAGGCUGCUGCUGCUACUCUGCACAACUUUGCGUCCAACCCAUCACUGCGCAGCAUGCUGAUUGAAUCCGGGAUAGGCGACCCCCUCCGCUCCUUCCUGACCAACAGCAGCCCUGUGUGUGUGUGUGCGGUCCUGGCGAUGGCGGAGCUGUACGGGCUUGACGAGAGCCCCUCGACUCUCUUCAACUCUGACUCCUCCUACGUUACUCUCAUCGCUCACGAGCUCGAGAGAAGGAUCAACAACAAGGGCAGCGAGCAGCAAGAGGACUCCAGGACUGCGCGGCUGCAGCAUGUGGUGGGAACGCGGAAACUGCUGAGCACCGUCGACAUCUAUACGGCCAGGAAGGACAUGAAGACGAAGCUGCUGCGGGAGGGAUUCGUAGGCCUGCUCAGCCUCGCCCUUCAGCAGUUCCGAACAGAUGGGAGAGGGUCUGCGCUCUGUGUGAACUCACUCCUCCACCUCUCUUUCGAGAGCUCCAGCCGUACCUUCUUUGCGCAGGUCAAGGAUGUCCUCCUGCCCAGACUUCGGUGCGUGUCGGAGGAGGGUGAUAAAGUCCUCUCCAACCUCUCGCGUGCUCUGCUCUACAUGCUCACGAGCUUCGAUCCUUCCUCGACCCUCCCUCACUCCUCCUCGAAGAAAGCCAACACCUUCAUCUUCUCCUACCACGACCAGGAGGUCAAGCAAGCACAGGCCAUCCUCUCAGCGACGAGCAAGGUAGAGAUCACCUCCUUCAGCUCGAGCUUGUCUGUGACAUCUCCGCUGCAGCACAAGUUUGAUGGAGUGACGGCGCUCCUGCUGGAAGACCCUGUCAUGACCGGGGACUUCGACCAGGUCGUCCUCUUCCUCAAGCACCAGGCGAGUACGAUGCUCGUCCUUCUCUCCAACUGGCUCAAGAGAUCCGGACGAGCGAGGCUCAUGCUCAACGUGGCCGUGCGAUGCGGCGUCUUGAUCCUCCCUGUCCAGACACAGGAAGGCUUCGUGCCGGACGGAUGGCUGCUGCGGCUGCUCGAGCUCGAGGCUGCAGGGCGAGUUGCUCCACUCCUAAGGUUCACUGCGGGCAGCCCAGCAGAAGUGACUUCUCUCCUGUCGUGGAUGCAGUCGAGGAUCUCUUCGUACAAGACCGAGCGUCUCUUCCUCCCGCAAGGAAGGAACGACUCGCAGUACGCAGACGGCGUCCUCUUUACCCCCAGGAGGGUCCCAGGGAAGGGGCAGAGUCAGGGGAGCAGCUUGCUGGAGUCUGCCAUGGCCGGUCUGAGCGAGCUCAUCUCUCCCAGAGGAGGACCUGGUGCCAAGCCCACCAGCCUCGAGAGCACGCCCACCAGGCAGCGACUAGGAUUGCUUCUGAAGCAGGACAAAGGAGGAGGCGACGUGUACGUGGGUACGAUACUGGAGGGAUGCCUGGCGGCUAAGAGCGGGAUCCUGCGGGAGGGUGACGUCAUCCUUGCCGUCGACGGAUGCAACGUGGAGGGGCUGAGCGUCCUUGCUGUAACGGAGCUGAUCCGGGGGUUGCCCUUGACAGAGCCCAAGGCUCGUGCUCGUGCUAGCAAGCGUGGGAUGGAGGAUGAAGUUUCUUUGACCGUGAGGCGGAAGAACGUCACGUUUGAAGCCAUGCUCCCACGACCUCCCACUGCGAGGUUGGGGCUGGAGGAAGUCUACCGCAGCGGGGAGAAGAAAUAUGACGAGACUAAAGUCCCCGAGCACCUCCGAGCUCGCCAGGGCCGCCUGGUGGAGACGGCAAGAGGCGGGCUGCAGCAAUGGGAGAUGCCGGCAUGGUCGCACAGCGAAGAGUCGCCCUCUAGCAAGGGAGUCGUCAGUGUCGCUGAACCAACCAAAGCAUCCAAUUCGCCUCGUCCUGUGCCGAGUCUCCUUGGCAAGGGUCCCUUCCAACAGCCCAGCAUCGCAUUGGUUGACAGCAGCAGCGGCAAACUCGCGGGCCAGCCACUCAGCCCCGUCCAGCGCAGCGCCUUCCCAAGACUUGAGGGCAACAUGGAAGAGGGGGAGGAGACGAGCAAGACGCUGUUCUCUCAGUUCGAGGAGGUUGCGAAGAAGCUGUCUAGGGAUGAGGGUCGGGAGUAUCAGGAGGAGUCAGCGUCAGAGUCUGAUGAGACAACUGAGGAGGAGGAGGAGGAGGAGGAGGAGGAGGAGGAGGAGCAGGUCGACGAGGACGAGGACGAGGACGAGGAUGAGGAAGAGGACAAGCGAGUAGAAGUGCGGGAGAAGAUUCUCUCUGGAUGGUUGAUCGUCUUCGUCACGAGCCGCAGGGUUAAGUCAGAGGAGGAUGCUCCUGCGGUUUCUGCGGGAAUGGGAGGAGGAAACACGCAGAUCGACAAGUUCAUCUUCCCUCCCCGUCGAAGUUGA
This is a messenger RNA of Guillardia theta CCMP2712, 2916 nucleotides long. RefSeq lists its product as hypothetical. Gene Ontology annotation, molecular function: protein binding. The transcript is spliced from 17 exons. Bases 1 to 2916 code for a protein of 971 amino acids. NCBI's taxonomy places the organism in Eukaryota, Cryptophyceae, Pyrenomonadales, Geminigeraceae. The record is from RefSeq and is a predicted model, not a curated record.